CCUGCUUCCGUGCAUCAAACAUCCAUCAACCAACGGGAAGAGCAACUUGACGACGCGUCUCAUUCCGCUUGAUCCGAUCGAGGAUCAUGGCCUCGACGUUUCUGUUGAGGCAUCCUGGCUUCUCAACUCCAAUCUUUUCAUAUCUCUGAGAUUCAUCCGCUGACAUGGACGGCGAAUCUGACAAACGCCAGACACCCUUGUCUCCCACUCCGGAUUAUCCCAUGUCAAUAAGAGUCCAAGAGAAUCGAGCUCUUGGAGCCGGCCAAGGUAUUCGACACAGCCCUGAUUCAGACGACCUCCAACAGCGGCCUACAUAUGCACACAAUUCUCACGUCUUCCAUCAUACACAUACUCACGGCUUGACGAGACUUGCUCAAAAGCAUCGCAAGGCCACGCUCGGCCCACUUCAGCAAUGGGAGGAAUGGGAGCAAGACGGCAGGGGACCCUAUCAUGAAUACGUCCACAAAUGCCUUGAAGCUGGAUGGACCAAUCUCCAGGACCUUGACGACUACUUGUCGGUCGAUUUCGAAGACUUGAACCUGAAGAUCUCUGUCAUGGACAUCAAGAACGACAACACAGCUCAGCACUACGAAGAAAUGCAUGACGACAUAGAACUGGCAGAAUUCAUGCGUGAAGUGAAGCCAUUUGGAUGCAAGUCUCGUAUAUAUGUCGUCGAGCAAUCUGGCUACAUAUCAAGCAGUAUCAUGGAGUCUUUCGGUAGCGCUCUACAGCUCGAUCCUCGCUUCUUCCAGUGGCAUAUCAGAGGCAGCAAGCACAUGUUGUCUAUUGCCACACGAAAUCGGACGCCCUUCAUCACACUGAAUUUCAGAAUCAGUGAUCCCUCGGGGGAGACGCCGACUGAUACAAAGACAUUCAAAGCUUCCAUCUACGUAUCACGUGCAUCGCCCGAUUUCUGGACAGGCGUCGUGUUCAUCAGCUCACAUUCGAAGGUGAUGUUGUCCAGCCACAGCUUCCUGACACCACCCACGUUCACACCGGACUUCAGCAACAUUCCCACUCCACAGAAGCCGGGCCCCAAAACCUUUCGCGAACUCUACAUCGAGAUGCUCGCGAGCUCCAAUCUUGCUGAAGCUGCCUUGUCACCUUUUGUCGCCUUCUCUCCGCUGUUCAAGCUCAACUGCUACACCUUCAACCAGCUGAUGUACACCUUCCGCCAGGAGGAUGCGAAAGUCGAGGGCGUUUCCGAACUCUAUCCCGUCAACCUCACCGAGGAGAUUCGCAGGUCCUUGGAAAGCGUCGAGCGCGGCGGCAGUCUAGGCUGGAAGGCGAGCUCGACCCCCUUUGAACAGGACACCAAAGAACGCCUCCGCGAGGACUUCAAUUACGCAUUGAAGUCGUCCGAGAUGCUCUGGCAAGCCCGCGAGAAGUACAACGACACGCACCACCGCCGCACAAACGCCCGCAUUUCCGCGCUGGCCAACGCAUUUGCCUUCUUCUUCGCCCCCAUCUCGCUUAUCUCCUCCAUCUACGGCAUGAAUAUCACUGAGAUCUCGGGCGACGAUAGCAAUCCCCGGCUCUGGCAGUUUUUCGUCGCUGUCGCGGGCCUUUGUGUCGUUAUUAUGCUCAUCAUUGCCGUUAGUGCCUGGGUCCAGAUGGCGGUCCAGUUGCAUCGCAGGGCGCGGUUCAAGGAUAUCUUGACGUUUGCUCUGGGUACCAGUAUGGCGGCGACCGUACGGCCGAGGAAGGCGUCGACGGUCGUGUUGGAGUCUUGAGAUGGACGUGCUGGUCUGGCUCGCUGGUCUGCUGGCUCGCUGGUCUGCUGGCUCGCUGGUCUGCUGGCUCGCUGGUCCGCUGGCAAGGUACGUAUGGUAUAGCAUAAUAUACUAUAGAAAGAAGAGGGAAGUAAACUGGAAAGCUCGUUCAUGGGAUGUUUGUUAGGGUUGGGUAUAUAUCCUCAAGCAUGGGCUUCCUUUUUUUGUGGUUUACGGUGGAUACAUUUAACGUCUUAUGAAAAUUUAAGAGAGCACACACCUAGGCAUACUACUACUUACUACUAGUAUAUACCGGCAUCAGAGUUUUGGAGGUGGUGCUUAAUGGAGAUAGAAGAUAGAAGAUAGAAGAUAUUGAAGAAGUAUAUGUAUGUGUAUUAUAUGUAUGCAUUGUCGUCUAGGAUACGUGGUUGGAUGUGGGCUAUGGGAUAUGGAGUUAUGAUGUAUCCAGGAUUGUCGCU
Messenger RNA from Pseudovirgaria hyperparasitica, 2191 nucleotides. RefSeq lists its product as uncharacterized. The record is from RefSeq and is a predicted model, not a curated record. Gene Ontology annotation, molecular function: metal ion transmembrane transporter activity. Gene Ontology annotation, biological process: transmembrane transport; metal ion transport. Gene Ontology annotation, cellular component: membrane. NCBI's taxonomy places the organism in Eukaryota, Fungi, Ascomycota, Dothideomycetes, Acrospermales, Acrospermaceae. Bases 165 to 1733 code for a protein of 522 amino acids. The transcript is spliced from 4 exons.